Podospora anserina S mat+ is the source of this 630-nucleotide messenger RNA. RefSeq lists its product as uncharacterized. The annotation marks the transcript as partial. The record is from RefSeq and is a predicted model, not a curated record. The transcript has a single exon. NCBI's taxonomy places the organism in Eukaryota, Fungi, Ascomycota, Sordariomycetes, Sordariales, Podosporaceae.
AUGACCAUGAUUGCGCCCCUUUUCAACGGAAUUAGUCGAGUUAUUUUGUCCCACAGGGCUCCCUCCCUCUUUCAGAUUUCAUUUUCUUCUUUCCUUUUGACUCAUACCAAGAACGCUUCGACGUACUCGAACACAAAGCUUUGUGUUUCUUGUCCACGAUUCCCACCAGCUCGAUCGUACCACUCUGCUACCUGCCUAGCUCUAGCCACUACACCUACCGCAGCUCCAUUUCUACAAACACUACGAUCUACCUCCUGCGCGUCAAGAUUUCCCCGACAGAAGCGAUUCUUCUCCCGCACUGCCGCCGUCAAGAUGUCGGACGAGGAUUACCUCGCCUUUUUGAACAAGGCCAACGCUUCUUCGUCUACUACCACCCAAGCCGCGAGUAUUAGUGAUAAACAGCACUUUAAACUUGUCGACCCCGGUGUGGAGGUUCCGGAGAAGCUGAAACAGGCGGUUGAAGGAAGGGUUUUUACGGCUGCGUCGUCGGAGGCGGAAAGCCCGUGUGAGGUUGUGGCGUUGAGGUUGGAGGGUGAUGGGGGCUUGCCGGAUGAGGAGGAGUUUGCGAGGAUGAUUGGGCAUACUGAUCCCAAGGGGGCAAAGGUGGAGAUCAAAGAUCCGGUGGAUUGG